This is a messenger RNA of Soboliphyme baturini, 567 nucleotides long. NCBI's taxonomy places the organism in Eukaryota, Metazoa, Nematoda, Enoplea, Dioctophymatida, Soboliphymatidae. The record is from the annotation of a GenBank genome assembly.
CGCAUUUCACAACUUUUUAAAACCAAUUCUAGAGGAGUUGAAAUGCCGGUUCAGAUAACUCAUUUCUUUGCUAUUAUGCGAGACUUUUACGAAAUUGAGCAAGCUAAAGUAUCUGAACGAUUGGAGGAUUGGUUAUGGUUGAAGCUUCGACAGGGUGACGUUUCACACACUGGGCGACAGAUUGCUGUGGAAUAUGGUAUUCACUAUGGCGAGGCGCGAACUCCAUUGGUUUAUUGGACGGCGCUUUUUCUUAGCGGUCAAUUCGAAGCAGCGGUUAACUUCAUGUUUCGUCAAAACAAAGAUCUCAGCUGUCAUGCCGUGCAUAUUGCCCUGAUUUUAUAUCAAAUAGGAUGGUUGCUGAUGCCAGAAACGUUUCAUCCUGAACUGUGUAAGUUAAAUUUUUCACGUAUUCAGUUAAUUUUUGGCGAUGUUAACUGUGUUGAAAUUCUUUGCUUUAAAGUAGACGUGGACAUGUCUGCUUCCAGGAGCUUAAUAGUAAACCUAAUAUUUCUUUCAAGCUUCUUUAAAUCCGACGUAUGUAAAAAUUUCCUCUUCUACGCAAGUUGA